CAGAAAGCAGCAUGUAAAUUUGAAGAGGGUCAGGAUGUCCUAGCUAGAUGGUCAGAUGGCUUGUUUUAUCUUGGAAUUAUCAAAAAGAUAAACAUAUUGAAACAGAGCUGCUUCAUCAUAUUUGAAGACAAUUCUAAAUCCUGGGUUCUCUGGAAGGACAUUCAAACAGGAGCCAGUGGAAGUGGGGAAAUGGUCUGUACAAUAUGUCAUGAAGAGUAUUCAGAAGCUCCCAAUGAAAUGGUUAUAUGUGAUAAAUGUGACCAAGGAUAUCAUCAGUUGUGCCACACACCUCAUAUUGAUUCCAGUGUGAUUGAUUCAGAUGAAAAAUGGUUCUGCCGACAGUGUGUUUUUAAAACAACAACAAAGAGGGGUGGUGCGCUUAAGAAAGGACCAAAUGCCAAAGCACUUCAAGUCAUGAAGCAGACGUUACCCUAUAGUGUGGCAGACCUUGAAUGGAAUGCAGGCCAUAAAACCAAAGUCCGGCAGCGUUACUGCUGUUGUGGAGGCCCCGGAGACUGGUAUUUAAAGAUGCUACAGUGCUGCAAAUGUAAGCAGUGGUUUCAUGAGGCUUGUGUGCAAUGCCUUCAAAAGCCAAUGCUAUUUGGAGACAGGUUUUAUACAUUUAUGUGCUCUGUCAGCAGUUCUGGACCAGAAUACCUCAAACGUCUACCAUUACAGUGGGUAGAUAUAGCACAUCUAUGCCUUUACAACCUAAGUGUUAUUCACAAGAAGAAAUACUUUGAUUCUGAACUCGAGCUUAUGACAUACAUUAAUGAAAACUGGGAUAGAUUGCACCCUGGAGAGCUGGCAGACACACCAAAAUCUGAAAGAUAUGAGCAUGUUCUGGAGGCAUUAAAUGAUUACAAGACCAUGUUUAUAUCUGGGAAAGAAAUAAAGAAGAAGAAGCAUUUGUUUGGGUUGCGAAUUCAUGUUCCUCCUGUGCCUCCAAAUGUGGCUUUCAAAGCAGAGAAAGAACCUGAAGGAACAUCCCAUGAAUUUAAAAUUAAAGGCAGAAAGGCAUCCAAACCUAUAUCUGAUUCAAGGGAAAUAAACAAUGGCAUAGAUAAAAAAGGAAAGAAAAAAUCUGUAGGUCGUCCACCUGGCCCAUAUACAAGAAAAAUGAUUCAGAAAACUGCUGAGCCACCUUUGGAUAAGGAGUCAGUUUCAGAGAAUCCUAUCUUGGAUUUACCUUGUUCUAUAGGGAGAACCGAGGGAACUGCACUUUCAUCUAAUACCUCAGAUGUGGAUUUCACGGGUGCUUCCAGUGCAAAAGACACUACCUCGUCUAGCAUUUCCAGGCAUUAUGGAUUAUCUGACUCCAGAAAAAGAACACGUACAGGAAGAUCUUGGCCUGCUUCAAUACCACAUUUGUGGAAAAGAAGAGGUCGUCUUCCUAGAAGAGCACUCCAGAGUCAGAACUCAGAAAUUGUAAAAGAUGACGAAGGCAAAGAAGCUUAUCAAUUUGAUGAAUUCAACAAAGAGAUUCUAAAUAACUUAGCAGAUCAGGAGUUACAACUCAAUCAUCUAAAGAACUCCAUUACCAGUUAUUUUGGUGCUGCAGGUAAAAUAGCAUGUGGCAAAAAAUACCCAGUUUUGGCUCAUCGAGUGACACUUGAUGGAAAGGUGCAGUAUCUUAUGGAAUGGGAAGGAGCGACUGCAUCCUGA
Messenger RNA from Nycticebus coucang (slow loris), 1665 nucleotides. RefSeq names its product metal-response element-binding transcription factor 2-like. Gene Ontology annotation, cellular component: nucleus. Gene Ontology annotation, biological process: chromatin organization; regulation of DNA-templated transcription. The record is from RefSeq and is a predicted model, not a curated record. Lineage: Eukaryota; Metazoa; Chordata; Mammalia; Primates; Lorisidae. Gene Ontology annotation, molecular function: chromatin binding; DNA binding.